UAAAUGUCUCCAUCUCUAUUCUAUAACCUCAAAAAUAUUUGGUAAACAACAAAUUUUAUGAUUCAUAUUGGUAACAAAACAUUUAAAAAUGAGUGGAAAGUUUAUGUUACGGUCUAUUUACUGUAGAUUUUCGCAAAAUUCUUUUAAACAAAAUUUUGUAUUAUCACAAAGAUUUAGUAUUGAGGUUUUUUAUCGACACUGCCGAAAUUUUUCUGCAAAAGUUAAUACAAAUUUAGAAGAGAAAAAUCAUUGUAAUGUGGGAACUAUAGGGCAUGUCGAUCAUGGUAAGACGACGCUAACCGCAGCUAUAACCAAGGUUCUGGCCAACGAUGGACUGGCUCAAUUCGUUUCUUAUGACGAAAUAGAUCGGGCACCAGAGGAAAAAGCAAGAGGUAUCACAAUAAAUGCAGCACAUGUAGGCUAUAGCUCAAAACUCCGACACUAUGCACACACAGACUGCCCUGGGCAUGCAGACUACAUACGCAACAUGAUAUCAGGAGCUUCACAGAUGGAUGCAGCUAUACUGGUGGUGGCAGCCAAUGAUGGACCAAUGCCACAAACAAAAGAGCAUUUGUUGUUAGCGAAACAAGUUGGAAUUAAGCAUAUAUUAGUCUAUAUAAAUAAAGCUGAUUUGGUUGACAAUGAGUUACUAGAACUAGUGGAAAUUGAAAUGCGAGAGCUGCUUGGUAACUUCGGCUAUGAUGGUGAAACUGUCCCUAUGAUCUGUGGGUCAGCACUCAAGGCUUUAAAUGGAGAAGAAUCAGAAUUUGGGGCUCCAUCAAUAAGAAAAUUGCUGGACGUCAUGGACACAUACAUACCGCAAAUUGUGAGGGAUUUGCAAUCCCCUUUCCUUCUACCUAUAGACAACUCGUUCACCGUGCCUGGCAGAGGCACUGUUGUUGUAGGCACCAUAAAAAGAGGGAUUAUGAAAAAAAAUGCUGAAGCGGAACUGCUAGGUUUUGGUUAUAAAAUAGGGACAACAAUAUCUGAUAUUCAGAUUUUUAGAAAGAGUGUUAGUGAGGGUAUGGCUGGUGACAACGUAGGUGUUUUGUUGAGAGGAAUAAAAAUAAAAUCAGUUGAGACAGGCAUGCUUUUGUGUGCGGCCAAAAGUCAGCAACUGAGCAACCAGUUUAAGGCGAAGAUUUACUUCCUGGCGGCUAACGAAGGCGGGAGGAAGAAGCCGGUAUUCUCCAAAUAUUCCCAACAGAUGUUCAGUGGGACGUGGAAUAUCGCUUGCAGAGUUGAUUUAGAUCCCGAGGUUCACAUGAUGAUGCCCGGCGACCACGGCGAGGUAUACCUGACAUUGCUGGAAACUAUGGUGAUGACGCAGGGCCAGCCGUUCACCGUGCGCGAGAACAACGUUACGGUGGCCACCGGGAUCAUCACCGAGACACUGCCCAGCGUCGACGUGCCAAAGGGCAAGCUCGGAAAAGUCGUCAUCAAUUACAGUUGAGUUGGCUUAGGCGGGCUUCUUUCACUACUUCAUACGAGUAGGCAGUAGGUGCGUUUUUCGCCCAAUUGAUAUCAGGGCGCUCCAGGCGAUAUCGCGACAAAGCACUACCAAGUACAUUCACUUGGAGGCAGUUAAGGAUAAUUGCGCGAAUGCGCCUAGCGUGGCCCGUGGCUGAAUUAGAACUAUAUAAGGUAUAUACACGCCGUAACACCGCCUAAGAGUUUACAUCAAGGAAAACGUUCAAAAACAACUUGUCUAUGUUGUUUUUUCGUAUAACUAGUAGAAAACAGAAUUUGAAUAGAUCAUAGGCCAAAGGUAUGACGGCAUCUAUUCGAGCGAUGGCGCCAUACCUUUGGCCUAUGCUCUAGUAGAUGGCGCCACUUUUUGAUAUUUAACAAAUUUAACACAUGUCAGUGAAAGACUAAGGAUCAAAUCAAAUGGAAUGGCGUUCUAAAACUUUUAAUCAUGUGUCGAAAGAAUUUACUGUGUCUUCAUAAUUUACUUUGAUAAUCCACCUCUAUUUCAUAUUCUCUUUGCUAGUAGGUAUGUACUAAGUAUUUGCAUAUUCCAUUUUGGAAAUUGGAGGAAAUUGAAGAUAGAUUGACAUCCCAUUUAUUAACAUAGGCUUACUUAGUUGUGUGUGCCAAUACUGCAGUGCAACAUCAAUUACUGAUUUGCCGUAAUUGGAUAAAAAACUUUAAACGCCGUAGAUAUAUUACAUUUGCAGGCAUAACGUUAUACUCGUAAUGGCUUAGGUGUCCGUUAGAUUUAGAAUGAAUGGUAUGUUAUUAGUUAUAUGUUAAAAAUAUUCUUAACGUUUUUGCGAAUCAUUGUGUAUGUAAAUAGUAUGUAUAUGUAGAUGUUAUUAAAUUGUUAUUGUUCUAAAAAACGUUUUAUUUUAUGUUUGUCUUCCACAAAGCAUAGAUAAAUGAGUUUCAUAUUUUGCGAGACUAAUGAAAUGCUACUUUGUUUGUUUUAUGUUUUUAAUUCGAACAAAUGAAAAUCAACCUAAUUGAAAACACAACUAAAUUUAAACUUUUGUAUUUUGUAUGGUUCCCGCCCGGCUCGAGACUGUGACAAAAGGCAAAACCGAAAUCUGGGGGCACGGCAGUGCCCCCGCCAAGUCGAGCAAAGCGAAGCGCAGAUUGUAUAACAUUACGAUGCCCCCAGUAUUGACGUGACAACGUCUUAUAAUUCGAUGGAGCCGGCUGCACGCACGAAAAACAUGACUCAUGCGGCGUUACCUCGCUCUGAGGCGUUCCAUUUAAGGCUUGAAGUGCAAGCGCGAGCGCGCAACAAGCGACAAAGAGGCACAAUCGGCCUCCGCUUUCGGCAGCAAUUGUAUUUAUGCGUACAAAUAAAUGUAACUUGAUCAAUUCAA
This is a messenger RNA of Cydia pomonella (codling moth), 2834 nucleotides long. Its product is annotated as elongation factor Tu-like. The record is from RefSeq and is a predicted model, not a curated record. Gene Ontology annotation, biological process: mitochondrial translational elongation. Gene Ontology annotation, molecular function: translation elongation factor activity; GTPase activity; GTP binding. Bases 89 to 1453 code for a protein of 454 amino acids. The transcript has 6 exons. Gene Ontology annotation, cellular component: mitochondrion. NCBI's taxonomy places the organism in Eukaryota, Metazoa, Arthropoda, Insecta, Lepidoptera, Tortricidae.